AUGAUACUCAUUGAUGAGCUUCCUUUCAGAUUUGUAGAGGGGCAGGGGUUUAGAAAAUUUAUUCUUGUUGCAUGUCCUAGAUUUAAGAUCCCAUCUAGAUGGACUAUAAGUAGGGAUAUUUAUCAGAUUUUUUCUGAUGAGAGGGUAAAUCUGAAGAAACUGUUUAGGACUUCCUGCCAAAGAGUUAGUAUCACAACUGAUACUUGGACUUCUGUCCAAAGGAUAAACUAUAUGUGCAUCACUGCACAUUUUAUAGAUAACCAAUGGAAGUUACACAAAAAGAUCAUAUCAUUUGUCCCUGUCACCUCACAUAGGGGGGAAUACAUUGCCAAAGCCUUAGAAACCUGUCUUCUAGAGUGGGGGCUAAAUGCCAAAGCCUUAGAAACCUGUCUUCUAGAGUGGGGGCUAAAAAAUAUAUUCACUGUGACUGUUGACAAUGCCUCUAGUAAUGACACUGUAUUCACUGUGACUGUUGACAAUGCCUCUAGUAAUGACACUGCUAUGGGUUUCUUCAAAAAGAAUGCCUCUAGUAAUGACACUGCUAUGGGUUUCUUCAAAAAGAAUUUGCUGUCUUGGGGGGUUUCUUCUGUGAAAUGCAAUUAUGUGCACAUGAGAUGCAUUGCACAUGUCUUAAAUUUGAUUGUCCAGGAUGGGUUAAAGGAUGUAGACAGUUCUGUAAAGAAGGUGAGGGAUGCAGUUAGAUAUGUGAGAAAUUCUCCUGCUAGGCUAAAAAAAUUCAGGGACCUUGCUGAUUUAAUAGGGGUGGAAGCCAAGUCUAGUUUGACUCUUGAUGUACCAACUAGAUGGAACUCAACCUAUUUGAUGCUUAAGAAUGCAGUCACAUAUCAAAAGGUAUUUGAGGCCUAUGAAGAAAAUGAUAGUUCAUUCUCCACUGAUUUAGGUGAAUCUGUCCCAGAUUUUAUGGAUUGGUAUUCUGUUGAGCAUAUGGUCAAGUUGCUUAAAUGUUUUUAUGAAAUGACCCUAAGGAUUUCUGGUUCUCUGUAUGUGACUACCAAUAAUUUCUUCUCUGAAAUUUCUGACUUGUCUUGCAUGUUGUCUGAAAUGAUGGAAGCUGAAUCUGCCUCUGUUAAUCUAAUGGGUUCAAAUAUGAAAACGAAGUUUGAGAAAUAUUGGGGUGAUCCUGAUAAAAUGAAUGCCAUCAUUUUUUAUGCAAAUAUAUUGGAUCCAAGGGAUAAAAUUAUCAUUUUUUAUGCAAAUAUAUUGGAUCCAAGGGAUAAAAUUGUCAUUUUUUAUGCAAAUAUAUUGGAUCCAAGGGAUAAAAUUGCAUACAUGUAUGCAAAUAUAUUGGAUCCAAGGGAUAAAAUUGCAUACAUGUCAUACCAGUUCACACAACUGUAUGGUGAUGAUAAGGGAAAAUCUUGUUUCAAAAAUGUUUUAACUGGUCUGAAGAAUUUGUUUGAUGACUAUGUGCAUGGUUCAUCUGUUUCUGCUACUGCUGUCACUCCUGUCAGUGUUGAUUCUGCUACUGCUGUCACUGGUACAUCCCAGUCCCACUCUCAAUCUGUCACCAUUGGUAGACCACAGUCUAAACUGAAAUCUCAGUUAAAAAAGCAAAGAGUAGAGAGUGGUGAGUUGGGAGGCAAAAAAACUGAGCUGGAAAUCUAUCUAAGUGAGGAGAUUGUGGAAGAUGAAAAUCCUGAUUUUGACAUUUUAAAUUGGUGGAAGAUCAAUACUAGUAGGUUUCCUAUCCUCUCCCAAUUGGCUAGGGAUGUUCUUGUUGUUCCCAUUUCAACUGUAGCCUCUGCAUCUGCUUUUAGCACUAGUGGGAGAGUGCUAGAUGCAUUUAGGAGUUCAUUAACUCCUAGGAUAGUGGAAGCACUUGUUUGUGCCCAAGAUUGGAUGAGGUUGCCAAAUCAACCCAUCUCAGUAGAAGAAAAUCUGGAUGAAGUGGAGAGAUUAGAAACAGUUGGACUAUUGGAACUUGGAACUAUGAGGCAAGAACAAAUGGGCCAAAUUUGCAAGUUGCAACAGGAGGAAGAUGAGGAAUAG
Ipomoea triloba (trilobed morning glory) is the source of this 2010-nucleotide messenger RNA. RefSeq names its product zinc finger BED domain-containing protein RICESLEEPER 2-like. Gene Ontology annotation, molecular function: DNA binding; protein dimerization activity. The record is from RefSeq and is a predicted model, not a curated record. Lineage: Eukaryota; Viridiplantae; Streptophyta; Magnoliopsida; Solanales; Convolvulaceae. The transcript is spliced from 3 exons. Bases 1 to 2010 code for a protein of 669 amino acids.